UCAACGCCAAAACGUCAGCGUCACAGUAAUAAAAUAUUUCCAGUUUGAAAACAUUUUUUUAAACUGGCAGAAUUUUUACAAUCAUAACUUGAUAUAUUAACAAAUACCGAAGGUACGGGAUAUCCAAUGUACUAGGUUGGUUUGUCGUAUAAGCUUUUUUACGUACAGCGCAAAGAUGGAUUUUAACCAAACCAGCCAACAUGUUCGAGAUUUGGAUGAGAGUUGUGGGGUUCCUAUGUGUAUUUAUUGGACGACAGAGGAACUGGCUGACUGGAUAUGUGAAAUAGGAUAUCCUCUAUAUAGGGAAAGCAUUGAACUAAACAACGUCACCGGUCGUCAUCUCAUAUGUCUAGAUGCGUCCAAGCUUCCAGAAAUUGGAAUAACAGAUUUUGAACAUAUAAAGGAUAUUGCGGCAAAGAUUCGCGAACUUUUAGGCAUUGAUCAUGUCAUCAGGAAUAUAAACGACGCCACGUUGAGCCCUAUGAUGGCUUAUAUAAAUCAGAAGAGGAAAACAGGAGCGAUAUCUGCCGGCCUUUCGUACAAGGACUUUCUUAAAAAAUACAAGAGGUGGUACAGCGUCACAUAAGUUACGCACAGUAAUUAUCCUUUGAAACAGUUUUCUGUGGGUAUUUGAAGCGGAAAAUCUUUUACUUCUUGUGUAAUUCUUAUCAUUGAUAUUAGUGAGUAUGUAAAGAUUUUGAUAAUAAACUUCAGAUGUACAUGUGUAUAAAAGAAAAUUACGUUGUUAGAGGAUUUCAUGUUCUCUAGGUAAGAGAUGCAACACUUGUUAUAAAUAAAGUACAUUGUAUUCAUCAUUCAAA
This is a messenger RNA of Ruditapes philippinarum (Manila clam), 821 nucleotides long. Its product is annotated as sterile alpha motif domain-containing protein 15-like. Gene Ontology annotation, molecular function: protein binding. Bases 176 to 586 code for a protein of 136 amino acids. The transcript is spliced from 3 exons. The record is from RefSeq and is a predicted model, not a curated record. Lineage: Eukaryota; Metazoa; Mollusca; Bivalvia; Venerida; Veneridae.